AUGUCUUCCUUUUCUCUUUACGACGCAACCAUCCCCACGGCCCAGAAUGCCUUCAAAUCCAUGGCCAACAUUCUCCGCGAAGGCGAGAAGCACGCCAACGCCGCAUCAUUCCCUACAGCUCGUCUGGCUGAAGACAUGAACCCCUUGACCUACCAGGUCCACAUCGCCGCACAACUGACCGAAAAAAUGGUCGCACGGUUUACCGGCCGUGAGCCUACCACCUUUGAAGACAACUUGUCCUCGUUUGCCGAGAUGUACGAGCGAAUUGAGAUCGUUCAGAAGGUCCUCGACGCCGCCGAUAAGGAAAUUGUCAACCAGCGUGCCGACCAUGUCCAGGCCACACCCCUUGGGCCAAUGAACAUUGAUCUCUCGAACACCGCGUACGCGACUGCUUUCACUCUCCCUAAUCUGUACUUCCACUUGACAACCGCCUAUGCGAUUCUGCGGAAGGAGGGUGUGCCCAUUGGAAAGAGGGAUUAUCUUAUGAACUUUUUGGCUCCCUACUUGCCCCAGGCUGCUGGCGGAAACUGA
Messenger RNA from Penicillium waksmanii, 531 nucleotides. Its product is annotated as DUF1993 domain-containing protein. The transcript has a single exon. Lineage: Eukaryota; Fungi; Ascomycota; Eurotiomycetes; Eurotiales; Aspergillaceae. The coding region runs from base 1 to 531 and encodes 176 amino acids. The record is from RefSeq and is a predicted model, not a curated record.